This is a messenger RNA of Emiliania huxleyi CCMP1516, 588 nucleotides long. RefSeq lists its product as hypothetical. The record is from RefSeq and is a predicted model, not a curated record. Bases 1 to 588 code for a protein of 195 amino acids. Lineage: Eukaryota; Haptophyta; Isochrysidales; Noelaerhabdaceae. Gene Ontology annotation, biological process: DNA endoreduplication. The transcript is spliced from 3 exons. Gene Ontology annotation, molecular function: DNA binding.
AUGCUCGACUCGGCCAAGCUCCGCGGCGCCGUCUCGCGGCUGCUGCGCGAGAGCGGCACGGAAGAGCUCAGCACCCGAACGGUCCGCGAGAAGCUCGAGGAAGAGUUUGGGUUCGCGCCCGGCGGGCUCAAGUCAGAGAGGGCACGCAUCGCCACCGCGAUCGACGCGGCGAUCGAGCAAGGGAAGAGGGCUGGGCAUGACGCGGCGGACGAGGCGGCGGCGGACGAGGCCUCCCGCCAGCUCGUCCGCUCGUCCGCCGCAGUGCGCGCCGACCGCGCGCCGCCCUUCGAGUACUCAGUGCUGCACGCGUCCAAGGCGUUGCGCAAGAUGUCGCGCGACGGCGCGAGCGUGCCGGUGCACAAAAAGGGGCGCGGGCAGGCAAAGGCGCGCUAUCUGGUUGCUCUUCCGGGCCACCUCGCGCCGGUCGCGGGCGGCGAAAUCGGCUCGAUCGAGAAGCUCGACAGCCCGCACCCGGAGAUGGUGCUGCAGUGGCCCGCCGGCCGCUUGCGGCUGCGCGGCACAGUCGUCCGCCCGCGCGCGAAGUGCCUGACACUGCUGUUCAACUGCUGUGCGAGUCCAGAGGAGUGA